GAUUAGAUAAAGUACAGCAAACUUUAAUCCCCUGAGCAGUCCCUUUAUCUACAUCUUAAACUUGGUCCACCACACUAAAACAGUUACAGACUGACUGAACAAUCAGAACACAGCAAAUCUUUUCUUUCUUUUUCCACUAUGCAUUAAGUAUUAAUCAAAACUACCACCAGAGGAAAUAACAAUUUUCUCCCUAAAUUGUGGUUUUGUGAACAAACAAAAGAAAGAAAUUGAUUAUGCAGCUUUCAGAGGCUGUAUCUGGCUUCAAUGUAUACAAAAUAACACAGGAAACCAGAAAAAGCUACUUUAAUUGAAUACAUUGGAGCUCUGAAUACAAACCAGUCUCUGCAAUGACCUUUCCAGAGUAAAAUGUUAUUCCUUACAUGCACCUAACAGCAGGAAGCUGCCAUAUACACAGUUCCCCUUCACGUCACUGUAGAGUUAUGAUCUCCAAGAUAAAGGGCAGAUCCUUUUCUCCGAAAGAAAAAUAAUCUGCGGGCUGGAGAUUGGGAUGCAGACGAAAAGCAUGUUUUGGUGACCAAAAUAGCAGAGGAGGAAGAGCAACGUCUGGGAAAGAAAAAAAGGAGUAUUAGAGAGAUGCAAAUAGAGAAGACUGGACUGUUUCUCAGCCCAGUUUGCCAGAUUUUUAACAGAGCACAACAAACUUGUGCAAUUUUCGUGGCAGUUGUCCAUGGGAACUCAUCCAAGGCACAUUGGAGCUGACCCUCCUGGGAGGUCCUGUUAGAUAGAGAGUAAUACUUCAUGAAGACCAAAGUAAGAGUGCACUUCUUCCGUCAAAUUUCGGCUGACUACAGGACAACAUUUGGAAGGAUUACUGCUGAAAGGCUGAGCUCCUCCUUUACUUGUCCUUUUUGUGUGUUUUCUUGCAUUUCGAAAUGUAUUCACUGCCUGCCAGCAAGGACUAAAACUUCCAUUUUCCGAGUGGACCAACAGUUUCAUCUUAUCAGGAGAGACGUUUGAGCUGACUGGAACGAAACACUCACAUAUCCCCCUACUGAGAGCUUUUGUUUCUGCUGCAGCAGAAGCAUUUUACCGCGGGUAGCAAUGGAGUUGGAGAAGGGACAUAUGCCUAUCAGGAGAGGGGUGAGCUGGAGUCCAGGAGGGUUGAGAAAACCUCUCCAGACAACGCAAAACAUGCACACCCCUGAGACUGAGUGCAAUGCAUCAUGGGAGAAGACAGGAUUCAACAAAGAACAGAUGAGCCGGAAAACAAAUCUGACCCGGAGUGCCAGUUUAUCAGAGAAGGAGCUAAAGGAGGCCCGUGUCAGGAGUCAGAUCAUUGCUGCUCAGCUCACCAUCCCUUCGAACUCCAGCUCCAGAGGCGUUCAGCUCUUCAACCGGCGCAAGCAGAGGGUCAACGCCUUUACACUUGAAAGCUGUGGAGAAGGGUCAGAGGAGGACAGAGCUGAGAAUGUGAAAACCAACCCCUCGUCUAACAAACUAACAUGGGCAGAGAGGAGCAGUGAGGAGAAGGAUAGAAACCUGAACUUUAAAAAUAGCACUACCAAGCCACUCUUGUCACCACCUGGGAGGGUACAUUCAGUAGGUGAUAUCACGGAGGACCCAGGUAAGGAUUUCCACAAGGAAGAGGACAUGGAGGACCGUGUUAUCCAAGAAAGACAUUUCCUCCCUGUCAAGGAAGAGCAGGAGGAAGAGGAAGAGGCUAGAAAUAAAAUCCACGAGGAGCUUGAGGACAAAAUAAAGGAUGAGAUUCUCCCUGGAAGUAAUAAUACUGAUCCAGUUCUUAUUGGACAUGCUGAAGAAGAAGCAGAAAUGAAUGGGGGCCACACAGGACCAGUUCCCCCAGGAAAGCACCACAAUGACUGCCACAGUACCUCUGGACCCGAGAGGGCUUCUGUGUCUACAUCCAAGCAGACAAGCACUAUCAUCAAUCGAACUGCCAGGCCCUUUUUCUCGCCGCUGACAGUGCAGUCUCAAGAGGCAGUCUGCCCUGUCAUGGAAAUACCCCCUGCUCCCUCUUACGCCACUCCUCCUCUCCCUGCUUUCACUGCUCCCCAACCUGCAGCGUUCUCACCUCCACCGCCUCCGUCUUAUCCCACACCUCCUCUACCGGCCUUUACAAAUCAACCCCCGCAAACCUACUACUCCAGUCCACCUCCGAUGUCUCCUGUCAUGUCCCCUUCCUCUCCUCCACCUUCCCAGUUCCCUCUUUCUCCUGUAUCUCAUUACCCACCUAUGCCCCAUUAUGGCCCUCCCACGGCCCCUAAGCCCUCCACCUUUGUUCCUCAGCCUGCUGGAGAGAGGAAAUCGAUACAACCAAUCAAAACAGGAAUACUCGAGGAGGGUGCUGCUAGAAGGGCAAACAGGAAGGCAAUGUUCACCUUCAAAGAGAAGCCAGUGGUAGCUCCAAACCCUGAGUUGCUCUCUCUGGUGCAGGGGGCGGAUGAAAGGAAGAAACACGGACAUAGAUCUGUGCCUGAGCCAGCAUCCGAGGAAGAGUUACUGGCGCUGGGUGCAGAGGCCUCUAACUUCCUCGCCAAGGAAGAGGACACAGCUGAGGAGGCAAGAGCUCCAGAGUGGGCUUCUUGCCUGAAGAGCUCCAGGACCCGACCGAGGGCAGAACACAAGCCAGAGCAAACACUCUCCAAUGUAUCAGGAAAGGGGGCUGAGCUGUUUGCCAAGCGUCAGUCCAGGAUGGAGAAAUAUGUUGUUGAGAAACAAAAUGCAGGAAAAAUUAGAUCUCCUUCUCCCACGAUGUCCCUGCCUCCAUCUUGGGUGUACCCAUCAAACAUGCCUGGCAGGGUCAAGGCCAUUGCUAAAAACUCUGACAUGAGUGCUCAGCUUUCACAAAACAUAAAGGCCCAACAAGCGGUCAAGCAAAAACCAAGACAAAAAGCUCCAGCACCAGAGCCAAUUCCAGAGCCACCUCCUUUAGAAAACGGUUGCUCCAAGAUAGAGAUGGACCUGUCAAGGCACCGGCCCUACCAGCUUAACUCUUCUCUCUUCAUCUUUAACCCAGCCAAGGACCCCAUUAGUACCUUACCCAGAGGAGCACCGCAGUCUAGGAACCUGAUGUCUACCCAGUCUUUCUCCAGGCAGACUUCCUUACCUAAUAACCCUCCUUCUCACUUCAGUACCCAGUGUAUGUCUCCACAGCUGCCUCUCAGCCCCACAAGAGGAGGAGCAGAAUAUCCAUCAAAUUCAGCCUCUGGGCAGCCGAGGAUCAGUUCUCCUAUGUCUGCCUUUUCUCCAGAGCGGGUGUCCUCUCCUCGGUCAGUGGUCCAGGCACCGAGGCCCAUGUUUUCUGCCAAGAAGGCAGGGAUUGCACCACAGACACCUAAGGACUGUUCCCCAGUUGAAAUCCCCAGUGAGACUCCCACACCAACCAGGACACCCAGCCUCACCAGACGUUUCAGCAGCCCAGAGGGCCCCAGCACUGGUGCCUGGACUCCCAGCCUCCAAACCAAUCGGCCCUCCACCACCAUCUCUAGCCGCUCAGUUACUUCCCCCGUAUCCUCUCCCAGGGGUACGAGAUGCCAGUCCCCUAUGGCCUGUCAGAAUAUCCAAUUAUCUGCUGUUACCUCCACUACAACAUCCAGACCCUCCCAGACAUCUACAGCCACCUCUUCACACUCUCCUUGGGGUUCAAGAUGUCAGUCCCCAGUGGUGAGCCAGAAUACCCAGUCCUCCUGCAGCUCCUCUAUUCCUGGUUUCAGACCUUCCCAAACAUCUACGACUACUUCUCCUUUUUCUCUUCCUUGGGGUUCAAGAUGCCAGUCCCCAAUGGUAAGCCAGCAUACUCAGUCUUCCACUGUCACCUCCAUGUACACAUCCAGACCCUCCCAAACCUCCACAGCCACAUCCCCACGCUCUCCUCCUUGGGGAUCAAGAUGCCAGUCCCCCAUGGUGAGCCAAAAUACCCAGUCUUCCACCAUUUCCACUCUUCCUACUGCCAGACCUUCCCAAACAACUACUACUUCUCCUCCUUGGGGAUCAAGAUGUCAAUCCCCAAAGGUAAGCCAGAAUACUUCAAGUGUCAAUUCUACACCCAGACCAACCCAAACAUAUACAGUCACAUCUCCAGUCUCUCCUCCUUGGGGCUCACGUUCCCAGUCUCCUGCAAUCUCUCAGACCAGUUUAUCAUUCCAACCCACUAAAUCUCUGCACACAUCCUCUGCCACCUCUCCAGUUUCCCCACCCAAAGACAGUCGCUGCAUGUCCCCCAUUGUUAAUAACCUAGACUCUAAAGCCAACCAUCGCAUCCUGGCCAAGAACAUCAUCAAUGCAGCCAAACGUAAAAACAGCCCCUCACCUGGAGCACUGAGUGGGCACAGCCUCCCCAUCUCACCACUGGGCAAUUCCCAUCAUGGCUAUGACUGUCACAAACCACCCAUGAGUCCUUUCCAGUCACGGGCAUUGGGAGCUCAGUCCCCUGUCUUCACCAGCCCUCCUGCCACCCCAACACAGAGGAUCUGCUCUCCUGUGAGGCUCUACAACACUCGCUCCCUCACCGACUCUGAUGCUUCUGUUGAGUCUGAAGACUCAGGCCUCCGAUCGCCUGGCCUACACUCCUACAACACCUGUCCCCGUGGGUGGGGCGGUAGCUUGAGGGUCAAGAGAAGCACAGUCUCCACUGACCUGUGAGGGUGUUACUGGGUCGCAAUUAAGAGAUUAUUUCAGUUUUCAUAGACUUUUGUGGCAUUGGAUCAACCAGUAAAAGAGUUUCUGAUGAUAUUUCAGAAUAAUAUUAGAUAAGUUACCUUUCUGUAACUUUGAAUAGGAUCCUGGACAAUAAUACAUGUUGUAUCAAGGUAGUAUUAGUAUUUUAUAUGACUUACAUUCAAAAUAUGUAUGACUGACAAGAACAAGCUUUUAAUAUAACGCAGUUGCUGUGGCUUGUAUGCUUCUUACAUACCAAAAAGUGCAAAGACUCAAAAUAACCAAAGAAAUUUGAAUUCACUUCAAUGAAUGUUACUUAUAAUUUUUUUCACCUUCACGGCCACUUUUAUAGUUGAGUAGUAGUUUAUGUUUACUGGGCUGACGCGAGUCAAAAUGGGAAGAGACUUAAAAAUGUAGACAUAGAAGGGACACAUAGAAUGAGUAAUGUGUAAAUAUUUCGCUCGUUGGACUGUACAGUACUUUGGUUAAGGAAUUCUCAGCGUAAUGUAUUAGUGAAGCAUCAAACUUAACUAUUCAUUGAAUGCGGAUUUAGAACAUACUGGAUAAAAUGAGUUUCCAUAAAAAGACACAGUGGUAAGUGGGACACGUGCUAUACACAUUAUCAUACAUGGUCAAUUAUUCACCACAGUUUAUUAUGCAUUUUAAUCAAAAAAUCAUAUGCAUAAUUAUCGCAGUGCAAUAAUCACAGUGUAUAUAUGUUGCUUUAUGUACUGCAUUUGCUAAAAUGAAUGUAAGCUUUACAGACAGAUUGACAGAGAAUGACAAAGUGAGCGUUGAGUAUGAAGAGUUACGUGGAGGUUCAAUGGGGCAUUGAUGCACCUGUUCAAUCAAACACUGUUUCCAUGUUUCAGGAAAAAAAGAUUUCAAAUGUUUCAAAACAUUUAAUGAUAGAUGAAGAACAAUUUAAUGAACAAAUAUUAGCUAUUAACAAUUUAAUGGCAUAUUGAUUGUAUUAUUCAUAUUGGAGAUGGAUAUGUAUGUCUAGGUUUUGUUGCUUUUCCUGGAAGAAGAGCACAAACUCUUAGUAAGUCUUUUUUAUAUCAAUAAUGUCUUUAAAUAGAAAGUGCCUGUACUUAUUGUAAAGUGGCUGUUUGGAUGAGGUUUAGAAGCAAAUGCAUGUGUCACACAAGUAGAGAAGGUACAACAAAAUGUUGUUAAAAAGGUUGGAAAAAAGGUUAGACGAAUGUUGUAUGUUGUAAAAGUGUUUGUGAGAAAAGGAUCAGAGGAAUGGAUUGUAUUUUAAAUACAUAACUCUAAUGUACAUUCUCUUUAACUUCUAAAGUUUCUUUUUAUACUUGAUUUGCACUUCUGUUCAUUCAAUUUCAGUAGCUAAGUUGGCUUUGUUUAAAACUUGAUUUGCUUAAACAGGUGUAAUUCACAAUAAAAACCAGCGAAUAAAUAUCCUGCUGUAAAGUUAAUAACAUUCCUUCACUAUUCAACACCUUCACUCAAUGGUGGCAAUUAACUGUAAACCUGACUGCUGCGUUCAAACCACAACUGUCAUCUUGUUUCAAGUGUGGGAUUAUUGAAAGCACGUUUACACCAUUCCUUAUCUUUCCCAGACCUGUACCAGCACACACAACAGAUCAUUCCUUCACUCCCUGGCUCCAGGCCAAAAGCAUCAGCACAUUUCUAAAUAUUAACUUAUGUGUGUCUUUUGAGUGACAGGGACACCUGCUACAUGGUAACUUGCCUCCUUCAGCAGGAUUAAACAUAUCACUGUCAUGGAUUGGUUUCAACCUAGGUCACCUCUGGACAAACCAAACAUUGCUGACACCCUCAAACACAGAAAAUAAUCAGUGCAAGUUUGAGUUUUGCAAUUUUGCAAGCAGAGUUUGGGGGUUUCUGUAAUUGCAUGCCCGUAUUUUUUCAAUACAGAUGAAUUUUCUCUAAUUUCAUAACUGUAUGAUGUCUGAAAAUGAAUGCAAAAAUAAAAACACACACCAAUUUAAAAAAAUG
Molecule: messenger RNA, 6618 nt
Organism: Morone saxatilis (striped sea-bass)
Lineage: Eukaryota; Metazoa; Chordata; Actinopteri; Moronidae
Product: synaptopodin-2
Exons: 3
Coding region: 1063-4623 (1186 amino acids)
Biological process (GO): positive regulation of actin filament bundle assembly
Cellular component (GO): nucleus; actin cytoskeleton; Z disc
Molecular function (GO): actin binding
Source: RefSeq, a predicted model, not a curated record